This is a messenger RNA of Drosophila guanche, 919 nucleotides long. RefSeq names its product protein D2. The transcript has 2 exons. The coding region runs from base 291 to 830 and encodes 179 amino acids. The record is from RefSeq and is a predicted model, not a curated record. Lineage: Eukaryota; Metazoa; Arthropoda; Insecta; Diptera; Drosophilidae.
UUGAAAUACUCGAUGAGCAAAGUUCAUUUUGGUUAAACUAACAGUUUCAGUUGUUGCUAUCCUAUCAACGAGGAGGAACCUUGACAGUUUUCAACAUCUAGAUAUUAAUUAAUUGGACUGGAAAUUUUUAAAUUAGUCAAAGGCUUCCGGCACGCUCUUCUCCUCAGCGAUAGCUCAAGGGAAGCUUUCCAACUUAUCGCCCAGCCGACUUGGUCAUCAGCGAUAAGAAGCAAAAGAGGUAGCGUCAUUGCCGUGAUUUCGUUAGCGGGUUGCACGGACACGUAACUCUAAUGGAAGACAUAGUUCCCGAUGUUUUGGAUAGCGUGCCCAAGGGCACGCUGCAAGUGAUGUAUGCAGGAAGGCACUUUGUGGAGCAGGGCAACGAGUUGACCCCCACUCAGGUGAAGGAUGAGCCGCAUGUGACCUGGGUGAGCCCCGAGAGCGAGGGCCGCGAAACCCUGCUUACCCUGCUCAUGGUGGACCCAGAUGCUCCUAGUCGCGUGGAUCCUACAUACCGUGAGAUUCUGCACUGGGCCGUGGUCAAUAUUCCGGGAGAUGACCCACGCGCUGGGUACGCUCUUGCGGAGUACAUGGGCGCGGGUCCGCCGCUGAACACUGGACUACACCGAUACAUAUUCCUGCUCUACCGUCAGAGCCGCAAGAUUGAGGAGACAGAGAGUACACCCAAAAACAUUCGCAAGGGACGCCUGAACUUUAACGCCAGGGACUUUGCAUCCAAGCACCAAUUGGGAAGUCCAAUUGCGGCUAACUAUUUCCAAGCACAGUACGAUGACUAUGUGCCCAUUCGCAAUAAAACGUUCACCGGCUAGUCGUUCUUGUUUUGCUUUUUUUCAAUAUCUUGCUAAGUGAUGCAUUCCCUGUGCCGGCUGAAUAAAUUGUACCCAAUCGCUUAUCGCAA